AUGGUCAUGACCGACGAGACUGACCACAGCGGGGGGGUCAUCCUGGAUGGUCCCUUUGACCCGGAUGCGCAAGCCACCGUGACGGAUUUCAUUGAUUACACCGAGUACCUCCCGGCGGACAUCAUUCGGUCUCUCACCUUGGCUCGGGGCCUGGACGACCGAUAUCUCGACUCCGCUCAGGAUGUCCACAACUUAGCCCGCACUUAUGGCCAACUCCCGGAUUUUCCCUCUGAGGAACGUCCCAGCGCGAUCGCCCUGCGCAGUGGAAUCUCCCACCGUCUCGACCGCGCGAUCAAUGCCCGCGAAUCUGCUUUUGCUGAAGCGUGUCGCCUGUUCGACGUCGUGGACCGCCAUUUCGACCGGUUAAGCUGCAUUCGACAAAAAUUGGAAGCCCUUCCCAAACCACCCUCAAGAGAGCCAACGCCGCUUCCAGAGCCUACGCCGAAGCGGCGCAAAGACAAGAAGGAUGGGUCGUCCACCACUCGCAUCACCCUCCGGUUGGACAAUCGUGGGGAAAUUGGCAAACGAAAGAAAUCCAGGUCACGCCGUUCGGGCAUUGGCGCAGAACAUCUGACCGACUUCAACCCGGACUCCCCCAUCGCCAGCACGGAGCAGUCAGAUGCAGAGAUGGAAGCGGAAAUCCCUCCCAAACCCGUGAAACCCCCCAAGAAGGAGAAGGCGCGCCGGCCCAGCUCUGGGACGGGCGCCUCCACCAGCAAUGCCCUUGCACAACUCAAACCCCCACCGGACGAUGCCAAAGUAGGUAGUGAACAUUUGCCAUGGUUGCGGCUAACCGAGUGGGAGAUGACAAAGCUGCGCAAGAAGAUGAAGAAGAAUGCCGUGUGGCAGCCUAGCGAGGUGAUGAUUCAACGUGAAUUGGCGCUUGCUGGUCGCGGAUGGGAGGCGUACAAGACUGCAAAAGCGCUGGCUGAGCAAACCGGUACCGAAUUCGUGGAUUGUGAUGAUAUAGAGAGGACGCGCAGGGACGAAAUUGACAGAGUUAUAUCUGCUGGACAGCUUAGUAAUCGUGGGAUGAAAUUGAAUGAAGCAAAAAAGCUGAAACGAGAGUUGCAGGCUCGAGAGGCCGCCGCCAACGGCGAGGAAGGACUGACACCCAGCAAGGCAACCACGGGAGCUAUCUCCCUCACCCCCGUGAGUCGGUCCUCGCGAAAACGCAAGCGUGACGAGGCGGCGGCAGCCGCUGCCGCUGCCGCAGAGCAACCUGGACCCAUCGUGACCCCUGGAGCAGUCGCCGCCGCGGCUCCCAUUGUGGCUGGACCUAGUGCCCUAGAAGCUCAAGCAGAACAGUCAACAGAGACGGACGCCAUCAUUCAAAGUGACUUGGUCUCUGCUUCCAAGCCGCUUCGCAAGUCCGGUCGUGGAGGGGCCGACAGCGGCGCUGUAGAUGUUGACGAAGUGGUGGCAGACCCCAUCGAGGCUCCAAAUUCGCCCCUGGGCGAAGUGGAAGCGCCUUCACCACCGCCCUCACCCACCGGCUCACGGCGGUCUAUGAGAUCUGCUGCGCACUCGGCCGCUACGCCCACCCCGCCGGUGACACGGCCCUCCUCGAGGCGUUCUGCAGCGGCCGCGCCUUCCAUUGAACACGGAAGUCUUGGUCCUUUCUCGACGACCGCCGUUGCUGGUGGUCGAGAUUUGCGUGUGAAGAGUGCCACUCCAGCUCGCAAGACUCCCGUUCGCGAGCCCUCUCACGCGCCUAGCGUUCCUGGACCCAAUCGCAAACGCAAGCGUCCCGCCCCGGGACCGGUCUCGUCUGGACAAGACGGAGGGGCUGCCGUUAGUUACGGCCGUCGCAAAGCCAAGCCAGGCAAGAGACGCAUCAAUCUGAACACAUCACAAGAUAUUCGGGUCGAUGAGGACGGGGUGGUGGAAGAAAUCGAUGCCAAUGAGCCACGUUACUGCCUCUGCGGAGAUGUGAGCUUUGGGACGAUGAUCUGUUGUGAAAAUCAAGAUUGCGAAUACGUUUGGUUCCAUCUUGAAUGCGUGGGACUUUCAGAAGUGCCCUCGCGGACGGCCAAAUGGUACUGUCCCGAAUGUCGAGUCAAGUUCGACAAGGGCCCAGAUGGAAUCGUCAAAGGUGGAUCCCGCCGUUGA
Penicillium oxalicum is the source of this 2112-nucleotide messenger RNA. RefSeq names its product putative PHD finger domain protein. Gene Ontology annotation, cellular component: nucleus; Rpd3L complex; Rpd3L-Expanded complex. Lineage: Eukaryota; Fungi; Ascomycota; Eurotiomycetes; Eurotiales; Aspergillaceae. The record is from RefSeq and is a predicted model, not a curated record. The transcript has 2 exons. Bases 1 to 2112 code for a protein of 703 amino acids. Gene Ontology annotation, biological process: regulation of DNA-templated transcription.